Scomber scombrus (Atlantic mackerel) is the source of this 5242-nucleotide messenger RNA. It is a transcript of the gene camsap1b, whose product is annotated as calmodulin regulated spectrin-associated protein 1b. Gene Ontology annotation, biological process: negative regulation of microtubule depolymerization; cytoplasmic microtubule organization; neuron projection development. The transcript has 18 exons. Gene Ontology annotation, cellular component: microtubule minus-end. The coding region runs from base 368 to 5005 and encodes 1545 amino acids. The record is from RefSeq and is a predicted model, not a curated record. NCBI's taxonomy places the organism in Eukaryota, Metazoa, Chordata, Actinopteri, Scombriformes, Scombridae. Gene Ontology annotation, molecular function: calmodulin binding; spectrin binding; microtubule minus-end binding.
GCGAGAUUAUUGAUCAGAAGAGCCUCUCUACGUUUCGUUUCUUCUUUGGAAAGCCCUCUUUCUUUUUUUCUAUUUGUUGUUUUUUGUUUGGGUUUUUUUUGUCUCAACUGGAAGUCUCUACCGUGGAGCUGUUGCCACGCAGGCCGCGGAUCGGCUCUUGUUGCUGGGAGGAGACCGUUCAGAGACCCCGCCGACUCCCCUGCUAGCAUCUAUUAGCUGGGGCUAUGAUGUGUCGCUGCUGCUGCUGUAACGUUAUUUCCCACCACACAGCAAGCCACUGUAAAGCGAGGCAGGUCCUUGGUUAAACUGUCUACCCCCCACCCCACACCACUGACGGUGACUUGGAAAUACACCACACCUUUCAAGGAUGGAUGUUGAUUUGUGUGCUGGCGGGGACAGUACCAGGAGGAAAGUGGAUAUGUCCGGGGUUGCUGAAGGUACAAUGGACGUCGUACCGUUGGAGAUGUACGACUCCGCCAGAGCAAAAAUAGCUGCAAACCUGCGGUGGCUGUUUGCCAAAGCCUAUGGCAUCGACCACAUCCCAGAGGACCUAAGGGAUCCGUUUUACACAGACCAGUACGACCAGGAACACAUCAAGCCACCUGUCAUCCACCUGCUGCUGUCCUGCGAGCUCUACUGCCGUGUCUGCACCCUCAUCCUAAAGACUGAGCAGGCAGCAUCUCUUCAGUCUCACCUGUCCGUCAUCCAGGCUCUGUCCAGGAAGGGCAUCUACGUCCUGGAGAGUGACGACACGCCUGUCACAGAGGGAGACCUGGCCUGCGUGCCCAUCAAGAUGAGCGCUCACAUGCCCAUGAUCGACGCCCUGAUGAUGGCCUACACAGUGGAGAUGAUCAGCAUUGAGAAAGUGGUGGCUUCUGUCAAGCGCUUCUCUACCUUCAGUGCCUCCAAGGAGCUUCCGUUUGACAUGGAGGACGCAAUGGUCUUCUGGAUCAACAAGGUGAACACGAAGAUGAGAGAAAUCACAGACAGGGAGAACAAAGUCAAGCACCACCCGCUUGAGUCCCCGAGCCACCAGAAGGUGCGGUAUCGUCGGGAGCACACGUCAGGCCGCCAGCUGCCCUUCUUUCCACUGCUGGAAGACCUGAUGAGGGAUAUUUGUGACGGCGCGGCGCUGCUCACCGUGGUGCACUACUACUGCUCCGACCUCAUGAAGCUGGAGGAUAUUUGCCUGAAGGAAGUGCCCUCCAUCGCUGAUAGCCUGUACAACAUCCAGCUGCUCAGAGAGUUUGCUAACGAGUAUCUGAAUAAGAGUUUCUAUCUUACAACGGAGGACAUGCUCUACUCGCCUCUUGUGCUCAAGCACAAUGUGAUGGUGUUCAUCGCUGAACUCUUCUGGUGGUUUGAGACUGUCAAGCCAGAGUUUGUUCAGCCCAGAGAUCUACAGGAGUUUAAAGAUGCUCGAGCCAUCGCUCAGCCCAAGAGUGCCCGCCCAUCAGUGCCCAUCUCCAAUGCCACCAAACGCAGCUUCCUGGCCAGCCCUGGCAUGGCCGAUAACCAGAGCAGCCCUGAAGUCUGUAACAGGUACUUCCUGCACCCCGAAGACUCUGACCCCCUUAAAGGGGGUCCCACCUUCAGUCCCUCCCACCCACUCUUGCCCCUCCGACAGAGGCAGCAGAAGCAGCAAGGAGAGGAUGGCGCAGGUCUGAGAAACCGCUCCAACUCGCUGUCUCAGAUGGACGGACAACUUCGAGGCUCUGUCGUUGCAUGGCCUGACAAGAGGCAGAGGCCGAUGUCCACACUGAGCCCCUACAUGUUUCAUUCAGCCACAGACAGUGACGCUGACAUGGCCUCUGGUGACAGUGUGAGUCUUGCCCGCUCUAUAAGUAAGGACAGCCUGGCGUCCAACGUCAUCAAUAUCACGCCCAAACAUCAGACUUCUGUCCACCAACCCACACAGGCUGGAUUGCGCAGAGUCAACGGACACAGUCUGCUGGGAAAUGUCAACAUUGAGGACGAAGAAACUCCGGUGGCAGUCGCCUGGACUGACGCUCCCGCCAUCUCAAAACAAGUUGAGGGGAUGCAAGCGACUGCCAGGGUGGGACCCAAACCCUCCACUGAGUCCAAACCUGAACCAGAUAGCUUUUACUUAGAACCACUGAUGCCUGCCGUGCUCAAAACGGCUAAAGAAAAGUCUGUAUGCAUAAACAAAGAGGAGGAGAGUGGCGAGGUGCCCCGGUCUUCAGGAAGGGGCUCCCUACGCCGAGGAGAUGGAUCUACAGCAGCCGUUCGCAGGAAAGCUCCCUGCACCUUGCAGCAAACCUUUAGUCCUCCAGGUGAGGAGGCAGAUAUAUCAGAGGAGCCUCCUCAGGGUCCGGAAGGAUUCAGACCCAGCGUCACUAGCAGUGUGGACCCCUCAUCCAGAGAGCCAGCUGGGGGUUUCUACCUGCAUUCAGAUUCUGAAGAACCAAAGCCUGGCCUGGAAGCUGAUCUGGAGGACCUGGAUGAGGAGGAAGAAGAUUUGGAUGAAGCUGUUACAACUAAAGACCCCACCUGGCCCAGGAAAGCCUUUAAUGAGGACGAAGAAGAAGAAUCAGCCAAACUCCAAGAGGACAUGAAUGUGAAAGAGCACGAGGACAAAGACAUGAACGGCUGCAGCGGUCGCUCCAGUCCGUGUCUCAGCGCUCACUCCCAGGCCAGCAGCAUGGCCAGCGGAAGUGUGCGCAUGACCUCCUUCGCUGAGCGCAAAGCUCAGCAGCAACGCUUCGGCAGCAACCAUGACCUACGCUCCAGUGCCUCCAGCUCGCAAAGAACCACUCCAGAUGGAUCGGAGAGCAGUGGGCCCCUGCCCUCGUCCUGGAGGCUUAAAAGAGAACAGAGCCCCACCUCCCCAAUGGGAGGAUGCACUCGUACAGGCGACGGUAGUGGUGGUGCUAAUGUUUUAGCUUCUGAAAUCAUCCAGCUCCGUAUGCAGCUGGAGGAAAAGAGGCGUGCCAUCGAGCACCAAAAGAAGAAGAUGGAAUUGCUGUCGGCCCGGCAGAGGCAGAAGCUCGGUAAGGCGGCCUUCCUGCACAUCGUGAAGAAAGGUGGAGGCAAGAGUGACACAUUACCCAACCCACUUAAAGCUGACCUGUCCAAAGAUGAGCUCAAUGGGGAGAAAGGAACAUCAAGUAAAGAUGAUAUGUUUGUUGAUGCCCUGAGAGGGGACAGCGAGGUGGAGGGAACCACCCUGACAGGUGCCUUAGAAGCAGACAAGAAAGGGAGCAGCGGAAGCUUCUAUCUUGAAGAAGAGUUGGACCUUAAUGAGUGCAACCGCUCCAUCGAGCUGCUGAAUGAUGCCAUCGGCAGCAUCCAGCAACAGAUGAUGCAGCUGUCGCUCCAGCAGGAGAAGUUGAUGAAACAGAAUGUACAGUCCCCCCCUGGUGCAGCAGCUCCUCCUCCCACCAGCGACAAAAACUCUAAGGCUGGAGCAACCUUUCACUAUGCGGAGCACCUCUCCAGCACCGCCACCGCCCCCACCAGGAAGCCCCCCAAACUGAGCUCAGGCCGCAGCUCCAGAUCCAAACCAUCAGAGCUAAAGAUAGCCAAGGAGCAGAGCCGGCAGGUCUCCAGGACCCUCACCCCGACCCAGAGUGGGUCAGAGACAUUACCAUCCCCGAGGCAAUUAGCUGGGGGCAGGUCCCCCAGGUCCGAGCAGCCCAGCAGCCCCAGAAACACUACUGCCGGAGAGACAAUCGAUAAGCCAGGCUCUGGCCACAUUCGGAAUGCCACUUUCAGGCUCCACGAUGAGGCGAACAUGCGUCUACCGACCCGAGUGGACCUGGCGGCGGCGGUUGCCCCAGAAGUGUCCUUUGAUGAGUUCCUGUCCAGCUCCCUGAAAGAGUCUGAGCUCAAUUCAUCAGACAGUUCAGGAAAAGAGAAUAUACCCUCAGAGGAGAUCCAGCGCUGCAAAUCUCACCUGAUCGAGGUGGAUCUGUCAGACCUGAGGGGUCCUGACGACGAGGCUGCUGAGGGAGGUGAAGGAGAGAAGUCAGUCAUGGGCUUCUUCUUCAAGGAUGAGCAGAAGGCAGAGGAUGAGCUUGCUAAGAAGAGAGCAGCGUUCUUACUGAAGCAGCAGAAGAAAGCGGAAGAAGCUCGGGUUCGCAAACAGCAGCUAGAAGCAGAAUCUGAGCUGAAACGAGAUGAAGCCAGACGGAAGGCUGAGGAGGAUCGCUUGCGUAAAGAAGACGAGAAGACGCGACGGGAGCUGAUAAAGCAGGAGUAUCUGCGGAGGAAACAGCAGGAGAUGUUAGAGGAGCAAGGCCUUGUGAAGCCCAAAAUGCCCAAAACCCCCAAAACCCCCAAACCCAAGCAGAAACACAGACCCAAAUCUGUCUUAAGAGAUGAGUCCUCCAGCGAUAAGUUCUCUUCUUCCACACCUGACAACCUGAGCAACGCCCAGUCAGGAUCCAGUCUGUCUCUGGGCUCCGCUGCCACCAACGAGGCCGACAGUGUUAACUCUGGAGGGGCCGGCUCCCAGCGCUGCGACUCGGUGGAGUCGUUUCCUGGAAGUCGUAACAGUCGAACUACAGAAAGAGACUGGGACAACGGCUCAACUGCUUCCUCCAUCACUUCCAUGGCUGAAUAUACUGGCCCCAAACUCUUCAAGGAGCCAAGUGCCAAAUCCAACAAGCCAAUCAUCCACAAUGCAAUUGCCCACUGCUGCCUGGCUGGCAAAGUCAAUGAGCCCCAGAAGAACCAGAUCCUAGAGGAGCUGGAGAAGUGCGAGUCCAACCACAUGAUGAUCCUGUUUCGUGACGGCGGCUGCCAGUUCCGGGCGAUCUACACAUACUUCCCCGACACCGAAGAGAUCACGAAGCUGACGGGCACGGGACCCAAGAGCAUCAGCAAGAAGAUGAUCGACAAGCUCUACAAGUACAGCUCGGACCGAAAGCAGUUCACCGUCAUCCCCGCCAAGACUGUGUCAGUCAGCGUGGACGCCCUGACCAUCCACAACCAACUGUGGCAGGCCAAGAGAGGUACUGUGCCAAAGAAGAGCGGGAAAUAGUGCCAGGCUGGAUUUUUUUCAAAAACCCUCCGUCACCCGAAAAAUCAUCUCUUUUCCCCCCAUCUCGCUUCUUUCCUGAAUAGACUGCAUUGACGCCCACAGCUCAAAGCUCGCCGCCACGCUCGGGUUUGGUAACCUACUCAGGAGAGGCCACAUUUACACGGACAUGUGGUCGUCUGUAGGUUGACCAAGGCAGGAACAAGGGAAAAGGUGUGUGUGUGUGUGUGAGAGAGAGAA